CUUGCUAUAGUAGCGAUACGUUUUCCAUUAUUGCAAUCAUCCCCACUCACUGACAGCGCGGAGGAUUAACAUGAUGAAGCUUCUUCCCAAGAGUUGUAGUUCCGUGCGCGUUGCCGGCGGGCGGCGCAAGAGAGACGUCGCUGAAACUGAGCAUCCAAUGAGCUUCCACACACGGUUCCCAGAGGCAGCGAACUGGCGUUGUAAAAGGAGGAAAAAAAGCGAGAGCUGCGCUGUAGGUAAGAGCUCCGGGAGCUGGAGGUAGAUCGGUGCCAUUGCAAGGAACUGUGUAGCGGAGGGUUUUCUUCAGUGAGCCCGGAGUUUAGUGCGGGAAGCAGCCGAGGCGGCACGAUCGGAGACCUUUCCCUUUGGCUUUACAUGCAGGAUUUCUGUCGACAUAGCUGCAGAAAUUGUCAUUCUGGAAAACUGGGGAUUCUUACAAGUUUAUUAACCAGUCCUAAAAGGAGAAAAUGGUGAAGCAGAUGACUAGGUGCCUUGUGGUUCUCUGCACAAUAUCAGCGAUUGGAUAUUAUUCAUCAGAAGGCUCGUCUGUGGGUUUGGAUGCCACGCCAAGGAUAACUGUGGCCUACAAUGAAAUCUCUGAUUUGAGGAGGUUCAGCAGCAGAGUAUCAAAUUAUAGCACCUUGCUACUGGAGGAUGAAAGGGGGAUUUUGUAUGUUGGGGCUAGAGGUGCCAUCUUCUCGCUCAAUUCCAGCAACAUAUCACAGAGAUACCAGAAAGCAAUCCCGUGGGAAGUUACUGCACAAAAGCACGAAGAAUGCAUGAAAAAAGGCAAAAACAACCAGACAGAGUGCUUCAACCAUAUAAGGCUUCUGCUUCGAUUUAAUGAAACCCACCUGUAUGCCUGCGGAACAUAUGCCUUUUCUCCCCUCUGCACUUAUAUUGAUUCCAGGACUUUUGUUUUGUCUUCAGAAACUGAAGAAGGAAAGGAGAAAUGCCCUUAUGAUCCAGCAAAAGGAUACAUAAGUAUCCUAGUGGAUGGAGGAUUAUACACAGCCUCUCGCUAUGAAUUCCGUAACCUGCCUGAUAUAAGACGAAACCUCUUCCAACGAUCAUUGAAAACAGAGGAAUCCAAUUUGCACUGGCUGAAUGAUGCUGAGUUUGUGUCUGCUGCUCUAGUUCCGGAAAGCAUGAACGUUGAAGUGGGGGAUGAUGAUAAAAUCUACUAUUUCUUUAAUGAAAAAGUUGUAGAAGAAAGCUCCAGUUUCCUAGGCAGCAAGACUGCAAGUAUCGCCCGGGUGUGCAAGAGUGACCUGGGUGGCAAGAAAAUCUUACAGAGAAAAUGGACGUCAUUUUUAAAGGCAAGACUCGUCUGCUACAUGCCAUUUUACGAAGUCUUACAGAGCGCCUACACCCUGGAAUUGGGCACCUGGGAUACAACCAUUUUCUACGGGGCAUUCGUCUCGCAAUGGAAAAACAUGGAAGCCUCUGCUAUUUGUCGAUACAGCAUUUCUGAUAUCCAGAAGGUGUUUGAGGGACCUUAUAUGGAAUAUCAGUAUUCAUCUCGUAAAUGGUCUCGAUACGAAGGAGAGGUUCCCAGCCCAAGGCCAGGAUCAUGCAUCACAAAUGAAUUUCGUAGCAAUGGUUUCAACACCUCCCAGGAUCUCCCCAACAAUGUGCUAGAUUUUGUAAAACUUCACCCGCUGAUGUACGAGAAGGUGAGACCAAUUGAAGAGCAGCCGCUUCUUAUGAAGAGGAACAUCAUAUACACCAGAAUAGCUGUGGAUAGGGUUAAAGCGCUGGACAAUGUGUACUACGAUGUGCUCUUUCUUGGGACAGAUGAUGGCUGGCUUCACAAGGCAGUGGUCAUUGGUUCUGCGGUCCAUAUAAUAGAAGAAAUGCAAGUCUACAAGUUCCCACAGCCAAUUGAAAAAUUGGUGAUCUCCAAGAAACAGAACACAUUAUACAUUGGAGCACAGAGCGGUGUCCUACAGAUCCCACUGUUUGGCUGUAGCCAAUAUAUUUCAUGCUAUGACUGCAUCCUCGCCAGGAACCCUUACUGUGCCUGGGAUGGACACGUUUGCCGGGAUAUCAUUGGUGCAAAGAAUCGGUACAUAAAUGAUUGGACACAGAUGACGCAGGACAUGCAGAAUGGGAAUGGAGGAUGUUUAAACAGCACAGACGAUGGCCCUCUAAAGAAGAAGGUGCGGACAGUUAUAAAAGGGAAUGAUGUCCUUCUGCAGUGCGAUCUGAGGUCUAAUCUAGCCAGGCCUCAGUGGUAUGUUAAUGGCACCAAUAAACUAUAUAACAGCGAGGGUCACACCAGGCUGGGGGUCGAUGGUCUCUUAAUUACCGACACUCUUCCAGAGCACAGUGGCGAAUAUAAUUGUUACUCAGAAGAGAAUGGAUUGCAGUCUUUGAUAGCAGCGUAUUCUCUAAAUGUCCUCUUGGAACUACCAAAAGAGAAGAACCUUUCUACGCCAACACCCAUAAUCCAACUGCCAACAGCUGCAUCUCAGUCUUCUUCUAAUAUUCAAUUCAUCUACAUUUCCACAAUCACCAUUCUCGGUGUGUUGUGCAUGGUCCUCUCUGUUGUGUUAUUAUAUGUGUCGUGCCAGCAGAAAAAGAAGGGCAAGUACGCAGUGAGAAACUCUCGCUCCUUAAAUGUUGAGCUUCAGACCGUAUCAUCUCAGUUUAAAGAAAAGGCAGAGGAGUCGAACAGUUAUUCUGAUGGGUGCCUGCAGAUCAUUCCUGGAGAGGCAUCAACAAUGUCUCCCCACAAAGACAUGCCUCCGCCCCCACCUCCACCACCUCCACUGCCCUCUGAGUUUACCAAUGGAAUCAGCACCCUACCCAACAUGCUACGGAAAAUGAAUGGUAACAGUUAUAUGCUUCUUAGACAGAAUGAGGAAUCCAGCCUCCCCUCGUACAAUUCUUUCACAGAGGAACUCAGCAAGAUCCUAGAGAAGAGGAAACACACACAACUGGUUGAAAAAUUGGAUGAAAGUUCUGUGUAGUAGACGCUCAAUAGAACUAAAGAACUAAACCACACCUACCUCAAUGACAAUUUUUUAAAAACGAUAUUUUAUAAUAUAUUAUUUUUAUUUUAACCCACAUUACAUAUUAAAAAAAAAAAACAUUUAAGCAUCACAAGUAUAAAAUAAUCACAUCAGUUUGGAAAACAUUGCCUUUUACACCCCCAGCUUUGCUGAAUAAAUGAAGAACUCAUGGGAAGGAUUGGGCAUGUCCUGUUGAAGCAGAAACCUGGAUCUUGUUUUGUUUGGAAAAAAGUUUGGCCAAAAUCUACAACAGGACACUAUGACUGGGUUCAGCGAGAGACCCAAAAAAAUUUAAAAAAAAAAGAUGAAUGAAGAAAUAUUUGAAUGGAGUCAGUGGGGCACAUUUAUCAACACUGGGCAAAUUUGCCCAUGGGCAGUUACCUAUAGCAACCAAUCAGUGGUUAGCUUUUUGAAACCAGCUUCAAGUAGAACAAUGAAUGCAGCAAUCUGAUUGGUUACCGUGGGUUACUGCCCAUGGGCAAAUGUGCCCAGUGUUGAUAAAUGACCCCCAUUGUCUUGUUUUGAGGGGAUUCCGAAACCACAUGGAUAUGAGGAGAGUGCACAUCAAACAUCACUGGAGCUGAAAGAAGCAAAUUAAUAGAGAAACCCCCGAACCUCUUGAGAGCUGGAUUUGUACCAGAGAUGGGAACAUCUUACAGAAAUGUCGACCAUGACAGUGGGUGAACCUCUUGUGUGCUGGAUUUGCUGAGAGCUUCAUCCACUUAAAGAAAUUGGAUAUCAGAAGUGACGACCAUUAAUGAUGUGUCCCAGCCCUGUUAACAGCAUUUUUCAUCAAGUUACAAGACAUGGUCCUAUCAACUUAAAGGAAGGAAUUCUCUUAUCAGCCACCUGCAGAUUGUUCUUGCCCGUGUCUAUUCCCCCAUUUUAUUCCUCUGGGUACCAGGACUGGGGUGACAAUAUGAUACAUCCCGAGAGAUGGAAAACUAACCUCCAAAUGGAAAAAAAAAAGUUUUAUAGAUCUAUAUUUUAAUAUGAUGUGCUCUCCACUUGAUUUUGGGCCAUAGUAUGCAUGGCUGGAUUCAGGGAUAGGCCAACAUGGCUAGAAGGAAGGGCUAGUACUUUCAGUUUGUUGAGAUUAAUGCAACAUGAUUGAGCUUUCUUUGUCCAUAAUAUGCACUGAGACAGGCUGAAGAACUGCAUCACUUUUAGAGAUAGUCAAUGACUGCAGUGAGACUACUACUAGUAGCAGAUAUGACCUAUGCUGGGGGGGGUAUAUUUUGUGCCCCGUUCUUAUUUUCCUUCUCCAUUUUAUUGUUUUAUUUACCCAUUUUCAUUAUCCUUGCUUGUUCCCUCGCUUCUCUAUUCACCCCUUCUCAUAAUAUUCUACUCCUUUCUUUUCCAUUGGUUUGUGUCUUUGGUAUUCUAACAUGGGCCAUGGGAGUCAUUUAAUGAUCUUUUUAUCCGAUGAUCUCCUAGAGUUUUCUCUUGGCAAAGGCAGGACCAUGAGCCAUUGCCAUCACUCCAUCAACUGCUUUUUUUACUCUGCCUUUCUGGGGGUCGUAGAGAAGGGAUAAUUUUAUGUUUUCAUUUUUGUUUCAGACGGGUUUUGAAUAGGGUUGCCACCUUUACUGAAAAAAAUAACCAGCCGGUGGGGGGCGGGUACAAAAAGGAGGCGGUGCAUGAUGCAAAAAGGGGUGGGGCUAUGCAGCGUGACGCAAAAUGGGGCGGAGCAACAUUGCGGCGAUGUCAAGAACACUGCAAAAAAAAAGAUAAAUUCUGCGCGAAUUGGGGGCAGGCCGAGGGCUUUUUUUUAAAGGGUAUUACAAAUUACCGGCAACUGCAUUGUCGGUAAAUUUGUAAUACCGGCCCUGGCCUUGGCAGGCCGGGUGGCAACCCUAGCUUUGAAACAUGUAAUUAUUGAUCUUAUUAGUGGUGCUCAUAAGCUCCAUUCGUCACUAUCAUCUACAGUGUAAUUCAUAAUUAGACUUACUGCCCCUCACCCCUAUUAGUUUUGGUCUUGUGUGGGGCUUAAAGAGGCAGUACACCCCCUUGGCUUUUGCUGAACAUACUUUUUGCCUUUUGUUUUAAUUUUGAAAAUCAUUUUUUUUUUUUUGUUAUUUCUUAAGCCAAACAGGGAAACUGAAGCUACUCCAUGUUUGGUCCUUGCAAGGUAGAGUUUGAUUCUGAACUCACAGAGAUUUCCAGAUUAAUAUCCUUCUCCUUAUUUGUGCACUGGGGAUAUAAAAAUCGACCUUACAUAGUAUAGCGUCCGUUUUACUUGUUUAGCUUAAUAAAAAAUGUCAUGUCACAAUAGGCAAAAUGUAUGUUCAGUUAAAGCCCUAUUAUACUGAAGCUAAAUAAGGGGUGUUUUCCUUUUAAGGUCCUGACCAUGCAGGCACAGCUGACCUGUUCUGUACUUUACAAAUGUUGUUUAUUCCCUAUAUUUACAGUGAACCCACACUAUGGUUUAUGUACGAGUCAAAUAUAAUAUAUCACUGCUAGUCUCACACACAUUUUAGUCUAUUUAGUGCUUAAUUGGUUUACCACACACAUUGCAACAACAUGAUCUGCUGGCGGAUCCUGCAAAUGUUUUAACAGUAACAGAAUUUUCUUCAACUUUUACUUGCACCGUGGUACAUGUGCCAAAACAGAUGUAUUUACUGAGCUGCAUUUACAUUCAUUACCUCUGAACUGCAGUAUUGAUCCAUUUGGGACACCCAGCUGGACACAAUGGCAGCAUAUCCUUGCAUGAAGUUGUCCAGCAUAGAUUUAUAAAUAUGGCGUAGCAAGUAGGGCAUGAGCAUGUAUUCCCCUUCAAGUUGUCAG
Xenopus laevis (African clawed frog) is the source of this 5804-nucleotide messenger RNA. It is a transcript of the gene sema4g.S, whose product is annotated as semaphorin 4G S homeolog. Gene Ontology annotation, cellular component: membrane; plasma membrane. The coding region runs from base 468 to 2975 and encodes 835 amino acids. Gene Ontology annotation, biological process: neural crest cell migration; semaphorin-plexin signaling pathway; negative chemotaxis. Gene Ontology annotation, molecular function: chemorepellent activity; semaphorin receptor binding. The record is from RefSeq and is a predicted model, not a curated record. The transcript has 17 exons. Lineage: Eukaryota; Metazoa; Chordata; Amphibia; Anura; Pipidae.